UACCUAAAUAAAAAUAGAGAAGCAAUAUAUAAUAAAAUCAUGGCAAAGAGCAAAGAUGAUAUUACUCACGGGACAGCUCAAGCAAGACUAAGUGAAGAUGAUGCUUUGAGAAUAAGGUAUAAAGCAGGCACCCCUCUUGAAGGAGGAAAGAUUGCUGAAUCUCAACCUGUGGAUCUCUUCUCUAGUGCUCGCAAUAUUCAGAAUCAACAAGGCAGUAACAUUGCUGAUUCUCAAACUGUUGACCUCUUCUCAAGUGCACGCAAUAUUGCAGCAGUAAAACAAGCUGAAGAAGUUUCUGAUCGGGGAAAGAGUACUACUGUCUAUGACGACCAUGAUGAUAUGGAUAAACAUCAGCCACCAGCAGCUGCAACUCUCAUGUUUGAUAGUAAGACGGCUGAUAAUUUGACAUCAAACCCUCCCUAAGUAUCACCUUUUUAAUUACGUUUCCUUUUCUACGUACUCUACUAUGAAUAAUAGUAUUAUUGAACUUUUAUUUAGCUGCU
This is a messenger RNA of Nicotiana attenuata, 503 nucleotides long. RefSeq lists its product as uncharacterized. Lineage: Eukaryota; Viridiplantae; Streptophyta; Magnoliopsida; Solanales; Solanaceae. The record is from RefSeq and is a predicted model, not a curated record. Gene Ontology annotation, biological process: seed dormancy process. Bases 40 to 423 code for a protein of 127 amino acids. The transcript has a single exon.